GUCACAGUCACUGUAUGUAUGAGACAGCGAGACAGCACACCAAUUUGAAUUGAUACAUGACAGGAUAAAAAUAAUGCAAUGCAGUUUUGCAAGUAAAUCAAAGUAAAUAUACAAAAUAAUACAGUCGUUAUAAGUAUAUUACAAAUUAAGGUCAGUGGGUCUUAGGGGUGGAGUGCUAGUACUAAGCUACUUCUUUACAGGUAAGAACCAAAUGAGUAUAAAUAAGUAGCGCUCAGCCGUCACCGACGUGGGCGAUUAACAAUAAUAUUCGCUGUGGAUUUAGCUUAAACCAAUAAGUGCAAUGAGCAACAUACAGUUUGUUCAAAUAAAGGACUUAAAACCUGGUAUGAAAAAUAUAAAUGCUGAGUUUAUAGUGCUAGAAGUGGGUCCACCGACUCUGACGAAAGAGGCGCGUGAGGUGCGUACGCUGCGCGUUGCCGAUGCCACUGCUUCUGUAAACCUGUCCGUGUGGGACGAGCCCGGCGCGCUGCUGCAGCCCGGAGACAUUGUGCGUCUGACGCGCGGCUACGCGUCUCUAUGGCGCGCAGCACUUACUCUAUACUCGGGCAAGUCGGGAGAUAUACAGAAAGUGGGGGAGUUCUGUAUGCUGUUCAACGAGCAAGUGAACAUGAGCGAACCACAGCCGGCUCCCCCGGCCGCCGCCGCUGGCGCCCCUGCCGCAGCGGGGGACCGCUCAAACGGGGCGCACGCGCCGCUGCGGGCGCUGCAGGCGCCGCCGGCCGCCGCGCCGGCGCACGCCGCCAAGCCGGACCGCUUCGCGCCGCCCGCCGACCUGUCCGGCAAGCACGCGCACAAGACGUACGUGCGCGGUCGCGGCCACCAGCGCGGCAAUCGGAGGUAGCACCCGCACCUGCCUUCCUUCAGUGCCUUCCAAGACAAUGGGGCAUUCAUUGUGGCUUAGUGUGUUAAUAACCAGACUAUUUGCCUGACGUGACGCCUCAACUCAUACUCCAUACUCUGUUAAAACUCAGUAAAUGCAUAACGUUUAACCUACUCAUAUACAAAAUGUUAUUUUUAUGUUUUGUAGACUUAACUUUUUUGAUGCCUACCCUCUCUCUAAAUUCUUUGAUGUAAAGCCAUAAUCAAUGAUAAUGUAAAUUUAAGAAAUAGCAUAAUGUGACUAGCAGUUCAUAUUUUGUAAUGACUAGCUACUGAGUGACUAGAUACUAGCUAUUGAGUAAUGAUUAUUGUCAGCUAGGCUAAUAGCUCCGGGUGCACAGAGCAGGCAGUAACGGCACUGCUUGUGGUUGCCACUAGUGUGUCAUGUUGUUAUUAUUUGACAAUCCUAACUGCUCCGUGGGUUGCAAGUGUACUUUAAUGUUUGACUUACAGAAUUGGUUUCAGUUAAACUUGCUCUAUGUUGUCCAAAGUGAUAUUAAUGUGUGCCAGUAAAAUAAUUUUCUCUAACCAAAACAUUUUACUUAUUCUGAAAUACAAAAUACUAGUGGUUUUUUUAUACUUCUAAAAUGCUUGGUUUCAUUAUUCCAUAAUUCUGUUAACACUAUGUUGGUAUGUACAGUAAAUUUUAUGGAACUCUACUGGGUGCACAGAGUAUCUACUGGACAUGGUGAAACCUUUGGAGAAAGCCAAUAAUUUAUUGUACUGUUUAAUAACACUGAACUGUUACUCCUACCAUGAUAUUUUUUUUGACUUUUCUACAGCGAACUUUAAUUAUAUUAUUUGAUUGUUAGAGAGGGAUUCAAAAUAAAAUGUUUUUUCAUAUUUUACCUGGAUUAACAGAGGUGUGAUCUUAUCAUUUGAAGUUAUAAUGUUGUAUAAUAUGAAUUGUAAUAACUUCUGGAAUUAAUGAAACAUAUUCAAUAUUAAUUGUAUGUAUCUAUUUUAGAAUUUCUCGCUAACAGUCGCAGCACUCGCCAUAAGCUUGUUGUCUUUUGACUGUACAAAGAAUUGAAGGAAAGAUUUUAAAAACUUUUUUAAACUUAAGAGACUUGUUGUUGUACCCAUAUUACAGAAAUUAUAUAAAUGUUGAAAAACAUUAUAACAACCUAGGUACUUGAGAGUUUUUGUACAUUAAAACUUUGAUUAAACUGUCUUGUUGUAUAGUUUCAUUGCCUGACUAUGUAAAUAAAUUGUUGUAUAAACAAAUAAUA
Helicoverpa zea (corn earworm) is the source of this 2132-nucleotide messenger RNA. RefSeq names its product SOSS complex subunit B homolog. Gene Ontology annotation, cellular component: SOSS complex. NCBI's taxonomy places the organism in Eukaryota, Metazoa, Arthropoda, Insecta, Lepidoptera, Noctuidae. The record is from RefSeq and is a predicted model, not a curated record. Gene Ontology annotation, biological process: mitotic cell cycle checkpoint signaling; double-strand break repair via homologous recombination; response to ionizing radiation. The transcript has a single exon. Bases 302 to 862 code for a protein of 186 amino acids. Gene Ontology annotation, molecular function: DNA binding.